Molecule: messenger RNA, 3231 nt
Organism: Sinocyclocheilus grahami
Lineage: Eukaryota; Metazoa; Chordata; Actinopteri; Cypriniformes; Cyprinidae
Product: transmembrane protein 71-like
Exons: 6
Coding region: 375-962 (195 amino acids)
Source: RefSeq, a predicted model, not a curated record
GAUAAAGUCUUAUAUGCACUGAAAUUUUGAAUGUACAUAUAUUUGAAACCAUUUUCUAAGCCUAGCAAAAAUACAACUCUGGGCAUUAUGGGUCAAACUUUUUUCUGUUGUUGUAACACAGUGGAGUUUAUUCAGUGAAUGGUACAAAAAUUAUUAAUAUUUACAACCCUAAAUGCCCAGAGUUGCAAUUUUGCCACGUUUUUCCAAAUUAUACCUUGAUGCAACUUUGGCCUAUACAAAAUAUUUUUUAUAACUAAUGGCUUCCUAAAGAGAUAUAUAUGGUGCCCUAAUGUCAUGAAUAUCAAUGCCUGUGUCUCCCAGGAUUAAAAAGCAACUUUAAAUCUGACAGAAUAAUAAACCCUUUUUGUGUGUGUAUGCCUAUUAGCAUAUUCAGACGAAAGCGCCGGGCAAAAAAAUCACUGGCCAGUCUUCUUAGUGAUGUGAGCCAAUCGUGCCAAUCCUGGCUGGAAGGAAAUGUAUUUGGAAGAUCUGUCCCCAUCACCCCAUUCCAAUCAUCAUCAUGGGAGGAGCUGGAAAACAGCUAUGAGACAAACACACCCAUCAGCUUCACCUAUGAUCCCACAGGUCCUAUUUCCUCCCCUGAUAAAGUGCCUCCUCAGACUCAGUUAGAAGAGGAGGAGCCUCCAUGUGAGUCAUGCUCCGCCCAUGAACAAUUCAGCCAACCAGUGAGUGGCCUCCUAGAUGUUCCUCCCCCAUCCAUGUGUCAACUCAAUAGUUACAGCUCAUCCAGCAAGACAUCAGAAACUGUACUCAUGAAAGUCCUUCUCCUCAUCCUUACUUUGUGCCUCUGCAUUGCCAUCUCCUCUGGGUGGCUGCUGGGAGGUGUUUCUGCAGCAGUGGCAUUCAUGGUUCUGCUUUCAUCUAUAUGUAUGUCUAAACCUGGAACCGCAGUGCGCUGGAGGAGAGCAAAAACUGAGGACAUCACCUCCAGAAACGAGUGAGGAGGAAUCACACACACACACACUUACACACAUCUGUGUGAAGUCUGUCCAGAGGAAGUGAGUUUGUGGACACACAUCCUGCAUCAGAGUUAAAUAUUAGUUGUAGAUCAGUUUUUGUAGUGGUGUUUUCACUGAUCAGCUAAAGAGUUCUGAAUAUAAUAACUACUGAAGAGUAAGAGUGACGGAACAAGUGAUGGCAGAUGACUGUCACAGGAAAUUUUACGUGCUAAGAUAAGCAUGCAUUUUUAAAAUAGAUGGACAUAUCAAUGCAGAAUGACCAUUCAGUAAAUGUUUAAGAAUUUGAUCAAUGUUCCUAAAGGAAAGACUGGAUUGCAUUAUGAGUCAGUGGAGAUGCCCUGCAUGACACAGCAUAGCGAAAUGCAUCAGCUUGGCUUGGUUAGACUCUUCAACAUGGUGACCAGGGCAUUAUGUGUUAUUGCCCAGCUUGUUUAGUCAGAUUAUCAGAUUAUAAAAAAUAAAACUUACUGCAAAACAUAGUUUAAUAUAAUGGCUUUGCAGGAAAUCUUUAACUUUUGAUAAGUUGUAGCAAAGGAAAUGCCAGCUUAACUUUGCACAGAUGCCUCAUAUUUGUCAAGUGCCUUUGUUAUACGAAACAGGAGGAGUGUUAUUGCCAUUUGCCUGGGUAAAAGUCACACAUCCAUGCUGUGUGAUUUAAGAGGGCUGAAAUUUUAAGCACAGAGUGCUGCUAAUAGGAGCGCAAUAAUUAGAUUUUUUAUAAAAACCUUGCACUUACAAUAGGAUUUAAAGCUGUUGUUUUUGAACAUUGUUUGCAGGGAAUUAGUGCUGCCAAAGAAGAACAUGUUCUCGAUUUACUGUAUAAUAAGUAUAUAAUUUUGUCGCAUUCGUACAAGGCAGCUGCUCUCACAGAAAGUUAAGCUUAACUGUGAGUAAAAAGCAGUGUCUAUACAACAUGACCAAAAUGCAUGAACUUAUAUCCUCUGAAGGGAAUGGCUAGCUUCUGAUGUUUUUAUUAGGAUGAUGAAAACUUUUUUUUUUUUUUACACAAAGAUUCAAAGUUUGUAGACAGUGGAGUUUUUUAAAGGCAGCUCUGUUUUGAAGAGAACAAAGAGAUUCAUGAGGAAACAAAAGCAAAGCAAGGAUAAAAUUAAGUGUUUAAAGUAGUCGACUCUCAAUUUUAGAGGUUUAAAACUAGAAAUCUGAACGCAAACAUGUUUGAGACCAAGCCAAGGUGAAUAAGUGAAUUAUUAAAAUGCAUUUAUCUUAGCCAAUAGAUAUCUAAUGUGUUUAUAUGAACUGUACUGUCUUUGGUGUUUACUGUAAAUGCUUUUGUAGCACCCGUGAGCAAUGAAUCAAGAAUUAAUAUAUAUCUAUAAAAUAGUCAAUAUUUACUGUAAAAUGUUCUGUAGAAUAUGUAUCAUUAUUAGGGGUCAAGCACAGAAAGUUUAAAGGUGAGGAUGCUGAAUGGAUUUAAGCUGUUUCUGGCAAAACCAUACAUGGCCAUGUAAUAUUAAAGGGCUGAAGACGCCACUUAUUGGGCAAAAGUUAUAAGUAAUUCUAUUUAUGGACUUCAAAGUGCUUGUCCUUAAAUCCUUACCAGCAAUGCUAUGUCCAAUCAGAUUUACAAAUCAUUAAAAUAAGGUUUUUGGUCCGUAAAUGCUGCUUGCAGCUAUAUUUAUAAUAAUUAUUAUUGUUAAUACAACAAUCAGUUAGAUGAGGGAUAUAAUCAAUUAGUCCAUUGUAUCCCUUCGGAAAUGGGAUAAAAAAUGUUGAAAAAAAUACAGAAAAGAAAGAAAUGUGUUUUUAUUUAUUCAUAUUUUUCAAAUUAUAGAAUUAAUAAACCACUGGGUACAGAGUUAAAAGGCAGGAUUUUUCCAAUAUGGCUGCUUUAAACCAUUGACAUUAUGAUUGGAUGUAAUUUCAUGCCAAAGCAUGUAGUAAAAUUAAGAUGGAAGUGCAAAAAGCACAUUCUCCACAUUCUCCUGUACUAAACAAGCCUCGUAAUGUGUUCACUGAUCAGUAAUCUGUUACAGAAUUCAGUGAGGCAAAUUAUAUAAAAUUAUUUCCCUGCCUUUGAACUGAUGACUGCAGUGAACCUGUAACUGCAUUUAACAAUCGAAGAGAUAAAGAUUACUGUAAAUAGUAAAAACUUUAGUUAUUAUGUAUUAUUCCACUGCAUGUUGAAAGUAAAAUGUGAAGUGUAUGUGGUUCAUGUAAAAUAUAAUCUUAUUUUAUAGAUUAUAAUCUUAUGUAAUUUGCACAAACAUAAUUUGCCAUGUUAGAAAGUAUU